Messenger RNA from Hippocampus zosterae (dwarf seahorse), 1658 nucleotides. Its product is annotated as phosphatidylinositol-glycan biosynthesis class W protein-like. Bases 80 to 1534 code for a protein of 484 amino acids. Lineage: Eukaryota; Metazoa; Chordata; Actinopteri; Syngnathiformes; Syngnathidae. Gene Ontology annotation, molecular function: glucosaminyl-phosphatidylinositol O-acyltransferase activity. Gene Ontology annotation, cellular component: membrane; endoplasmic reticulum. Gene Ontology annotation, biological process: GPI anchor biosynthetic process; protein localization to plasma membrane. The transcript is spliced from 2 exons. The record is from RefSeq and is a predicted model, not a curated record.
UGCUGCACACAGUACAGCACAGUAUAUCAUCUGCAACAAACCGUAUUUUGGCAGAUGCGUUGCAGAUCAACACGUGGCCAUGUCUCAAAAGCAACUGAAAGAAGCAUUUGUCAGUAAUCUAAACGGAACACGUUUAGAGGAAGUGGUUGUGGGCUCAUUUCUCACGCCGCUAUGCAUUCUCAACCGAGGACUCAUUCUAAUUCUCUACCAUCAAGCGAAGGGGAAUCUGCCUCUGCCUUUUCCAAGGAUUUCUCACCUGCUCCUUGAUUACUUGGUACUGGUCCUUCCCCUCGUCCUGUCUUGCACCAUCCUGAGCGACCAUCUUCUCCAGGUGGUCUUGAGCUUUGCUUUUGUUUUGUUAUGUGUGCUUUGUCACAUCUAUAGUAGUAACCCUCAAACAUCUCUCAGCAACUUAUUCAACAGGACCGUUCAUUUCAAACAGGUUCCCUUUGUGACCAUCUUUAGAGUGAUGGUGAAUGUGCAAACAGCCAUCAGUAUUCUGGCUGUAGACUUUCGAGUCUUCCCAAGGCGGUAUGCCAAAACAGAAACUUAUGGAACAGGUGUUAUGGACUUUGGUGUCGGAGCAUUCAUCUUUGCAAAUGGCCUAGUGUGCCCUGAAGCACGUGGCAAGAGUGUUUAUGGCUCCAAGAUGAAAUAUAUCUGCAAACAGCUCCUGUCCAUCUGGCCCCUAGUUGUUCUCGGUGUAGCACGACUUUUUUUUGUCAAACUGAGGGACUACCAAGAACAUGUUACUGAAUAUGGCGUCCACUGGAAUUUUUUCUUCACGUUGGCCAUUGUCAGAGUGGUGACCAAAAUGCUUUUGCUUGUUGUACCAGCAAAACAUUCAUGGAUUUUGGCCCUUGUCAUAGGUUAUGUUUAUCAGUUUGCUCUGGAUACAACAUGCCUCAAGGCUUUCAUCAUGCACAACGAUGACAGAGAGAAGGACUUCCUACAUGCUAACAAGGAGGGCAUUUUCUCCAUAGCAGGGUAUGUUGCCAUCUACAUGGCAGGAGUCCAAAUAGGAUGUUACAUCAUGCAGCAGAGAUCCCUUGUGAGAGAUUGGGCCAAAGUAGUUUUUAACCUCCUAAUGGGAACUUUUGCACUAUUUGCUGCUUUGUACACGUGUCAGACUUUCGUGGAGCCAGUGUCUCGCCGCUUAGCGAAUCUACCUUUUUGCCUGUGGAGUGUAGCACUGUCUCUGCUUUUUAUAUCAUCUAUUGGCCUCAUUGAUUUGAUCGUACUCUUUUCAAAAAAAGCAUCAGGUUGUCACUUUGUACCAUCAUCAUGGAAUUCAUAUUUAGGCACCCAACAAAAGAAAGGUGAGGCUGACUCAUUGUGUUUAAUUCAAGCUGUCAAUCGAAAUCAAAUGUUGUUUUUCUUGGUUGCAAAUCUAUUUACAAUUCUGACUAAUUGCUUUGUGGACACUCUUGGUUCUAGCAGUUUAUUUUCAGUAUGUUUUUUGUUGUUGUACAUGUUCAUAAAUUGCUUAGUAAUACAUGUUUUUUACCUCUCUGGGAUAACUGUACGAUUCUAAAAUGUUUGUUUAAAUGUCAGGGUUUAAUGUGGCAGCUGUCAUUUUGAAUGAUUUAACACCUGAAAACAUUUUACUGUCAUGAUUCUGUUUUGUUUGGAUUGCUCCCUCAAAGCAAUUAUAUCUU